AUGGAUGAGCAGCAGCAGCAGCAGCAGCAGGCACCAUGCGUGCCUCCAGGGUUCAGGUUCCACCCGACGGAGGAGGAGCUGGUGGGGUACUACCUCGCCAGGAAGGUGGCCUCCCAGAAGAUCGACCUCCACAUCAUCCGAGAUGUCGAUCUCUACAGGAUCGAGCCAUGGGAUCUCCAGGGUAUGUUUGUUCGAUCUUGUUCAUGCAUGGUCUCCAGUCCAGCAAUGGAUGAUAUAAUGACACCUAUCGUUGAUCGAUGCAUGGUGUGCGUGCGUGCAGAGAGGUGCGGCUACUAUGGCGGCAGCGGCGGCGGCCAGGAUCAGGAGGAGCCGACGGAGUACUACUUCUUCAGCUACAAGGACCGCAAGUACCCGAGCGGCACGCGCACCAACCGCGCCACCGCCGCCGGGUUCUGGAAGGCCACCGGCAGGGACAAGCCGGUGCUCUCCUCCACCACCACCUCCCGGUCCUCCGCCGGAUCCAUCAGCGUCGUCAUCGGCAUGCGGAAGACGCUCGUCUUCUACCGCGGCCGCGCGCCCAACGGCCGGAAAACCGACUGGAUCAUCCACGAGUACAGGCUGCAGAGCAACGAGCACGCCCCCACGCAGGAGGAAGGAUGGGUCGUCUGCCGCGCCUUCCAGAAGCCCAUGCCCAACCAGCAGCACAUCAGGCACGCCGCCUGCUACUACCCGCCGCCGCCGGGCAGCUACGCCAGUACCAUGCCCGACACCUACUACUACGACGGCCCUGCCCCUGCAGCGCGGCUACUGAUGAGCGGCGGCGCUCCUGCACCUCCGGCAGCACAUGACCACGGCGGCUUGGUGGCUGAGUCCAAGCUGCAGGUGCAGCUCCUCGCCGACAUGCCACCGCUCCAGAGCCCCUCCGUCGACGGCGUCGUGCAGCAUCAUAGUUAUAACGAUCAGGUUGCCGCUGCCGCCGUCGCUGCAGAGUCGACGGUGGAUUGGAACCUGCUGAGCAGCCUGCUGCCGCCCGCGCAGCUGAAUUUCCAUCACACACCGCCGGCGGCAUCUCCUUCUUCUUGCUCCAAGAACAACAAUGAUGCAUGA
Molecule: messenger RNA, 1068 nt
Organism: Miscanthus lutarioriparius
Lineage: Eukaryota; Viridiplantae; Streptophyta; Magnoliopsida; Poales; Poaceae
Source: the annotation of a GenBank genome assembly